AUGCCGUCCGUUCGCGACCAGUACGCUCACAAGAUACUCUGCGAGUAUCAGGACCACGCGGUUCCUCCGACCCUCCCUUUCCCCGAACCCCCGAACCCUCUCAGACGUAUUUCAGACGAACCGAUCACCAUCGGCAUCAUCGGUGCAGGCGUGGCGGGACUGUUCACCGCGAUGCUCCUUGAGAAGGCGAUCAAGAACAAUGGCUUGAACAUUAGGUACGAAAUUUUGGAAGCCGAGCGCGCCGACGGGAGGCACCCUUUCGGCGGAAGGCUGUGGACUCACCGCUUUAGCGACUCGAGGAACGACUACUAUGACCGCGGGGCGAUGCGGUUCCCUGAUAUUCCUUGGAUGAAGCCUGUUAUGGAUCUCUUUACCGAACUCGGACUCGACAACGUCAAGAUUCCGUAUAUCAUGUCCGUCGAUGACAACAUCAACUUCUUCAACGGAGAACGCCUCACCAAUGCGCAACUACAAAUCAAAGGUCAGGCGAAGGAAUAUGACCCUUUUAGAACGCAGGUCAAGGGAAUCACCGGCACCGUCGACGAAAUGGUCAAAAGGCAGAUCGAACCCUUCAGAACUGCCUUGAAGGCCGACUUCGACAAGGGCUGGGCAGCUCUCAUGAAAUACGAUGCGUGGUCUACACGUGGAUACAUGCAUCUGCAUGGAACCGCUCCCUACGGCACUUAUGACGACCAGGUUAUUUCUUAUUUGGAGACCUUCGAUACAGGCACUGGUCUUUAUGAUCGGGCACUCUCGGAAACUGUGAUGGACUCGCUCGACUUUGACUACGAUGACGAUCAGACGUGGUACUGCAUCCAAGGUGGCUCCAGCGUUAUCGCCGAAGCGAUGGCACAGAGACUACCUCGAGAAAAAAUCGUCAACGGCAAGCGUGUUACGGCGAUUGCUCCUACCUCUGGGCACAACCUGAAUGUCACGAUAUCUGGAGAGCGCUCCCCUCGCACGUACUCCCAUGUCAUCUCGACCAUCCCGCUUUCGUGCCUCCGUAUGGUUGAUACUUCGCAAUGCAAUUUCUCGUGGGAUCUCCAGUCCGCUAUGCGCAGCCUGCGCUACGAUGCAGCCACUAAAGUUGGAAUCAAAUUCAAAGAGAGAUGGUGGGAACGGAUGGGACAGGUCGGCGGAGUGUCCAACACGGAUCGUCCGACGCGAGUUGUCGUCUAUCCUUCCUAUGGCAUUGGUGGCACCGACGCAACCAUGAUUGUUAGCUACACGUGGGCACAAGAUGCGUUGCGCUUUGGCGCAUUUUCCGGCAAUAACGACUCGGAGAAGGUUCUUCUGGACGUGAUCCUGAAGGAUCUCGCCGAUAUGCAUGACAUCAAGGAUCACAGCUAUCUCCAUGAACUGGUGUCUGAUUAUGAUGUUUGGUCCUGGUACGAUCAAGAAAACGCGGCAGGUGCGUUCUGUGCAUAUGCCCUCUUUGGUCCUGGACAGUUUACGCAACUCUAUCCCCAAAUCACUAAGCCUGCAGCCAACGGGAAGUUUCACUUUGCCGGGGAGGCCGCCAGUGUCCAUCAUGCCUGGGUGCUAGGUGCACUCAAUAGCGCUGCCAGAGCUGUUAAUGAACUUGUGAGCCUUGACAACAGAUCUCAAAUUUUACCAGUGUUCAGGUAUGCGUCAGGGUAUAUGUGA
This is a messenger RNA of Heterobasidion irregulare TC 32-1, 1647 nucleotides long. RefSeq lists its product as uncharacterized. The coding region runs from base 1 to 1647 and encodes 548 amino acids. Gene Ontology annotation, biological process: amino acid catabolic process. Gene Ontology annotation, molecular function: polyamine oxidase activity; L-amino-acid oxidase activity. Lineage: Eukaryota; Fungi; Basidiomycota; Agaricomycetes; Russulales; Bondarzewiaceae. The transcript is spliced from 6 exons. The record is from RefSeq and is a predicted model, not a curated record.